AUGGCUAGGGGUAUCUAUCCCGUCAGCGCUAUAAGAUUGGGCGCAAAUGGUAAACCCAGAAGGCGCGGCUACUACCACGCAUACACACACGAGUUUUUUAGGCCUAGAUGGUGGCCCCUCCAAGUAUCAAAAAUUCUACAAAGCAAACUUGGUGAAACCAUCUACGAUAGAGACGUCACCAAGGCCUUCCCUGUGCCAAGACCUGUUGCUUGGAGACUUGCAUAUAAACGUAAUGAAAGCAGAUAUCUGAAGCCGGUAACAAAUUGCAACGAUCCAUUAAUACAAGAAUAUCUACUUAAUGUCUUAGAGCCUAGUUACAGAAGGACAUUUAGUGGUAUUGGCAUGGGCAAUAGUUCCAAAUUUGACAGUGUUAGACAUAUAAAGAAAGUAGUGGAUGCUGAAAAUGGCGGUGUUAUUGAUUUGUACUGCGACUCAACCGAUUUAAGGUUGGGAAACGACAAUUGUGAAAUAAAAAUAAUAAAGGAUUUAGUCGAGGAGGCUGAUAUUUGGAGUACAGUUGGUGCCGAAAAAAGGAGUUCGAAAACUCCAUUUCCUCAUGUUUAUGAAAAUUUGCCUAUAGUUAAAACUUUACAAGUACAUGAGAUUAAGCAUGUACGGAGUGAUCAUCGUAUAAUUUGCCGCAGGCACCCAGUGUGGAUGAAUCGCAAAUACUGCAGAUUCCUGGACAAAAUGCAAUUUCAACGCAGACUCAAGCAGAUUGAGGAAGAAAAUAUAUGA
This is a messenger RNA of Babesia microti strain RI, 738 nucleotides long. RefSeq names its product hexokinase. The coding region runs from base 1 to 738 and encodes 245 amino acids. The transcript is spliced from 2 exons. Lineage: Eukaryota; Apicomplexa; Aconoidasida; Piroplasmida; Babesiidae. The record is from RefSeq and is a predicted model, not a curated record.